This is a messenger RNA of Macadamia integrifolia, 647 nucleotides long. RefSeq names its product 40S ribosomal protein S21-2-like. Gene Ontology annotation, cellular component: ribosome; cytosolic small ribosomal subunit. Gene Ontology annotation, biological process: endonucleolytic cleavage in ITS1 to separate SSU-rRNA from 5.8S rRNA and LSU-rRNA from tricistronic rRNA transcript (SSU-rRNA, 5.8S rRNA, LSU-rRNA); translation; endonucleolytic cleavage to generate mature 3'-end of SSU-rRNA from (SSU-rRNA, 5.8S rRNA, LSU-rRNA). Lineage: Eukaryota; Viridiplantae; Streptophyta; Magnoliopsida; Proteales; Proteaceae. The record is from RefSeq and is a predicted model, not a curated record. Bases 165 to 413 code for a protein of 82 amino acids. Gene Ontology annotation, molecular function: structural constituent of ribosome. The transcript is spliced from 4 exons.
AAGCUAAGCGAAAGCGUAGGGUUUUCUUAUUUUCUUUGAACUUCUGGUGAGUCCCUAUCUUCUCACCCGCGCGCUUCUCAAGUCUCAACAUUAGUGGAGUAAGGCUUCUCCAGCUUCCUAGUUUUUCGAUCCUCCUCUCUUGAAGAUUCAAAGAACUUGUCAAGAUGCAGAACGAAGAAGGGCAAAACAUGGAUCUUUACAUCCCCAGGAAGUGCUCUGCUACUAAUAGGCUGAUCACUUCAAAGGAUCACGCGUCUGUUCAGAUUAAUAUUGGGCAUUUGAAUGAGAAUGGAGAAUAUUCUGGCCAAUUUACUACCUUUGCCCUUUGCGGUUUUAUCCGAGCUCAGGGAGAUGCUGACAGCGCACUUGAUCGGUUGUGGCAGAAGAAGAGGGUUGAGGUGCAACAACAUUAAAAGAGAUUAUUAAUUUUUAGAUUGCUUUGCCGGAGAGCCUGCUUGAGGGAGUAUAGGAACCAUUUUUGUGAUGACUCAAUCUCUUUCUGGUGACUUUAUGGUGACUUAUCUUGGUCUUACUUUUAUCUGGUCAAAACUAGGGUUAUGGAUGCUGAGAUACUACUUCCAUCAUUGUACUAUAUCUAUGUGAGGAUUCAAAACACUUCAGAGUUUAUAUCAACUAUUCAACUCCCA